This is a messenger RNA of Myotis lucifugus (little brown bat), 1082 nucleotides long. It is a transcript of the gene CXCL11, whose product is annotated as C-X-C motif chemokine ligand 11. Gene Ontology annotation, cellular component: extracellular region. The transcript has 4 exons. Gene Ontology annotation, molecular function: CXCR chemokine receptor binding; chemokine activity. NCBI's taxonomy places the organism in Eukaryota, Metazoa, Chordata, Mammalia, Chiroptera, Vespertilionidae. Bases 69 to 371 code for a protein of 100 amino acids. Gene Ontology annotation, biological process: antimicrobial humoral immune response mediated by antimicrobial peptide; chemokine-mediated signaling pathway; neutrophil chemotaxis. The record is from RefSeq and is a predicted model, not a curated record.
CUCCCUUCUAUGUUCAGCUUUUCUACUCCCUCCAAGAAGAGAUCAACUUUGAAGCAGCAGCAACAAACAUGAAUGUGAAGGGCAUGGCUAUAGUCUUGGCUGUGAUAUUCUGUGCUACAAUUGCUCAAGGUUUCCCAAUGUUCAAAGGAGGACGCUGUCUCUGCAUCGGCCCUGGAGCAAAGGCAGUGAAAGUGGCAGAUAUUGAGAAAAUCUCUGUAAUUUACCCAAGUAACAACUGUGACAAAGUAGAAGUGAUUAUCACCUUAAAAGCACAUAAAGGACAAAGAUGCCUAAAUCCCAGAUCAAAGCAAGCAAACAUUAUAAUAAAGAAAGUUGAAAGAAGGAAUUUUUUAAAACAUCAAAACAUCUGAAGUCCUGGAAAAAAGGAUAUGAAAACUCAGAACAAGUUUAACUGUGACGAUGAAAUGUUAAGAAUUCUGUAAUAGGGAAAUGACUUUCUGAUGCCUAUUGCAAUGCGCAUUCAUGCACUUGUAGAAUUUGUAAGUUUGGAACCUUCUAGAAGACUUGAUGUUUAUAACUAUUCUGCUGUGAUGAUGAAAACAUUUCUAAGUUAUCUGUCUGUACUUGAUCUACAUUCCAUAUUACAAUCUGCCGUUAAAAUGGAGACAUUAAUAUUAUUACUAGAGUCAAGAUCUUAUGAGUCAAAAGCAUCCAUGUAUGUAAUAAACAUCCCCCCCAAAAUUUUUAAUGCAAAUCCACAUUUCUUUUCCCAAAAAUCAUAUAGCACAUAUAUACCUAGGGAAAAAAGUUCUUACAUGUCAUCUUGUUUAUAAAAAGGCAAUAAUUCAUGAAAUGUACUAUGAAAAAAGUAUAUGCUAAGGAAAACUGGUAAGAAUGGAAAUAUUUCAUAACUGAAUUAGCAGCUCUGGUCUUAAUUUGAUUUAAGCAACUUUUUCAUUGAUAUGUUUUGAAACAUUUAGGAUAUGUGGGUUUACUGUGCGUUUUGGUUGUAUCUAUUUUUAUAAAUUAUAGCAACAUUUUGGACACAUUUUAAAUAUAAAAUGUUUUUGUCUACCAAAGAAAAUGUCGAAAAGAAAUAAAUAUAUAUACAUAUCUGGCAA